GUAAGUGACGUUUGUUACAUGAGACUGGCGCAGUUUAUUUUUUCACAACACAGCUGACAGGUUGGGGUUGUUGGAGAGGAAGCUCUCUAUUAGCCCUUCAAAAUACAGAAAUUAAAUCUUCGAAAUAAGAUAGAGGAUGUCUGUGGCUGCACUCCGUCUGAUACGCUGCAGGAGGCUGAGCAGCACCUCUGGCCCUGGUGUGAAGAAGGUGCUGCCGUGGAGGGACAUCAGGAAAAUUGCAAAGAUGACCGGAGCUGUCAUAUUGGGGGGUUGCAUGUUUAUCACAUACGAGGUGGUUUCCUUGAACAAGGCGGUACGCAUCGACACGCAGGCCAUUCAGCAGGAAAAGCUCAAGUCCUACAUCUACCUGUCAGCCACGCCCUCUAAAGAGCAGGAGAACCUUGGCACAGGGCUCACAUAUAAGGCCAGGAGAGAACUUCAUAAAGCAGCAAGGAGGUUUCUGGAAGUUUCCUCAAGGAUUCUUCUGAGGCCUCUGGAUGAGCACCUGAGUCAUAUGGAUGCGGACCCCCAUGAGGUGGCGCUGUGGGUCCUGUUGAAGAGGGCUUGUUCAGCCAAUAGGACCAGCAGACUGUCAGCUGUACAGGAGCUGGCCCAGAACCACCACUGGCAUGACUACCAGUACCAGACAGCUGCGCAGGCUAUAGACCAGAGGACGGCGUUGGGUCUGGCCCGCACCUCUCAAGUGGACCAACGCUUCUUCCUGUCCCCGCCUGUCCUGCCUUGGGUGGAAGAUAGGUUGUCUGUAGAAGACGGUCUGAGGCUGCUGCUGGCAUCUCUCCCCCAGUCUGAGGUGGACCAGUGUGUCCAGUACUUCACCUCACUGGCCCUGAGGGAGAGUACCCAGUCCCUGGCUGCACAGAGGGGGGGUCUGUGGUGUUUUGGUGGGAAUGGACUGCCCUAUGCCCAAAGCCUCACUUCUGUCCCCUCUGAGAAGGUUGAGUCCUUCUGUCUACAGGCUCUAGUGCAGCACUCCAAGGUCCAGAGUCACUGCGACCACAUCGUGGCCAACGGGGGCCUGCAGCUCCUUCAGAGGGUCUACCAGCUCCGCAGAGACUCCCCGAAGAUCCAGAGAAACAUUGUACGCAUCAUCGGCAACCUGGCUCUCAACGACAGCGUGCACCAAGCCAUAGUACAGUCAGGUUGGGUGCCAGUGCUAGCAGAGAUGAUGCAGUCUCCACACAUCAUACAGGCGUCCCAUGCUGCUCGGGCUCUGGCCAACCUGGACAGGGAGACGGUCAAGGAGAAGUACCAGGAUGGAGUCUACGUGUUACAUCCCCAGUGCCGAACCAGCCAGCCAAUCAAAGCGGAUGUUCUCUUUGUUCACGGGCUCCUGGGGGCGGCCUUUAAGACGUGGCGGCAGAAGGACUGUGACCCUACAGAGGAGGAGAAGGCAGAGGGUGUCAGCGAGGACUACACAGAGUGCUGGCCCAAGUCAUGGUUGGCUGCAGACUGCCCCAACCUGAGGGUUCUAUCUGUGGAGUAUGACACUCACCUAAGUGACUGGAGAGCCAAGUGUCCUGUUGAAAACCAGAGGAUGUCUCUGGCCUAUAGGAGUCGAGAGCUGCUGAAGAAGCUAAAGUCUGCAGGAGUAGGAGACAGGCCUGUGGUCUGGGUUUCACAUAGCAUGGGAGGUUUGCUGGUGAAGAAGAUGCUGCUAGAUGCGUCGAGGGACCCAGACAUGAAAGAACUUAUGAAGAACACCAAGGGUGUCAUGUUCUACAGUGUGCCCCACCAUGGCACCUUCAUGGCAGAGUACUCUGUCAACGUCAGAUACCUCCUCUUCCCCUCCGUAGAGGUCCGGGAGCUCUGCAGAGACUCUCCAGCGCUGCGUGACCUGAAUAUCAACUUCCUGAACAUGGCCAAGGACAGGGAGUUCAAUGUGCUGAGCUUUGCAGAGACGAUGCCCACCACCAUCGGCCCCAUGAUCAAGAUACUGGUGGUGCCAACGCAGUCAGCAGAUCUGGGCAUUGGGGACCUGGUCCAGGUGGAUGUGGAUCACCUCAAUAUCUGCAAGCCUGAGAAGAAAGACUCGUUCCUCUACAAGCGCAGCCUACAGUUCAUCCAGGAUGCACUGAAGGGCUACACCAGCCACUGACAUGUCAACAGCCGUUUUGAUGCUUGAAUUGGAAGACUAAGGAGUACUGGCGCACAGAACUGUCUCUCCUUGUUGCACAUUUAAAGAAAUGUGUUUACAAAAAAAUAUACAUUUUAUGUAUGAAGGAUUUAUGAAAACAUAUUAAUUGGGUUUAUUAUAGAAAAUGGUGCUCCACUUGUUCUCCAGCUAGAUAUCACCUAGCACUUAUGAAACAGAUGAGUUUUAUUUAAAAGAUUUAAAAAAUGAUCUCGACCAUGUUUACAGGUAGUUUAAAGCUGUAAAAAAGACAGUAUAUUGACUUUUCUAGUUCUUCUUCCCCUUUGUCCUUGAUCCUGGUCAAGUAGAUAUUUUAACAUUUCAUGUGUACUGCACUUACUGUACUUUAACCAAAAGACACUGUACUACCUUGCAACUCAUUCAUUGAUUACACAGUAUGAAUUCGGGGCUUGAGUGGUGUGCUUAAGGUCGACUUAUUUUAUUUAAUUUUAUUUAACUUAAGAGCUGUAAGUAUAUAUAUAUUAAAACUUAAAGCAUUGCCUUGUUA
This is a messenger RNA of Oncorhynchus kisutch (coho salmon), 2660 nucleotides long. It is a transcript of the gene serac1, whose product is annotated as serine active site containing 1. Lineage: Eukaryota; Metazoa; Chordata; Actinopteri; Salmoniformes; Salmonidae. Gene Ontology annotation, molecular function: protein binding. The transcript is spliced from 17 exons. The record is from RefSeq and is a predicted model, not a curated record. Bases 137 to 2116 code for a protein of 659 amino acids.